AGAGGGCAGGCGGAGGCAGGGUCUGGCUGAGCGGGAGCCCAGUGCCACCGCCGGCGGGGUCCCAGAGCCCUAUUCCUGAGUUGCUGCCGCUUCAGAAGCUGAGAGGAGCAGGGAGGAUGGAACUGCAGGAUCCAAAGAUGAAUGGAGCCCUCCCCGGGGGUGCUGUGGACAGCCUCAAUGUGCCUGCCUAUUCCAGCUACAGGCAGGAGCGAGAGGGCUUCCUGCCCAGCCAUAGUCCUGCUCCAGGGAGGAAGCCGACCCAGUUCAUGGAUUUCGAGGGGAAGACAUCGUUUGGAAUGUCAGUGUUCAACCUCAGCAACGCCAUCAUGGGCAGCGGCAUCCUGGGGCUGGCCUAUGCCAUGGCCCACACGGGGGUCCUCUUCUUCUUGGCCCUGCUGCUCUGCAUUGCUCUUCUGUCUUCGUACUCCAUCCAUCUCCUGCUGACCUGUGCUGGUGUUGUAGGCAUCCGAGCCUAUGAACAGCUGGGACAGAGGGCACUGGGGCCUGCGGGGAAGGUAGUGGUGGCCGCGGUCAUCUGUCUGCACAAUGUUGGGGCCAUGUCCAGUUACCUGUUCAUCAUCAAAUCCGAACUCCCCCUGGUUAUCGGCACUUUCCUGGACAUGGACCCUGAGGGGGACUGGUUCUUGAAGGGAAACCUCCUCAUCAUUAUCGUCAGUGUGUUAAUCAUCCUGCCGCUGGCCCUCAUGAGACACUUGGGCUACCUGGGGUAUACCAGUGGUCUCUCUCUGACCUGUAUGCUGUUUUUCCUCAUUUCGGUCAUCUAUAAGAAGUUCCAGCUUGGCUGUGUCGUAGGCCAUAAUGAGACGGCCGUGGAGAGUAAGGGCCCCUCGAGCCUUCCCACCCAGGGGCUCAACACAAGCUGUGAAGCCCAGAUGUUCACAGCUGACUCACAGAUGUUCUACACAGUGCCCAUCAUGGCUUUCGCCUUCGUCUGCCACCCCGAGGUGCUGCCCAUCUACACGGAACUUUGCCGGCCCUCCAAGCGCAGAAUGCAGGCCGUGGCCAACGUGUCCAUUGGGGCCAUGUUCUGCAUGUAUGCGCUCACAGCCACCUUUGGAUACCUCACCUUCUACAGCAGCGUGGAGGCAGAGAUGCUGCACAUGUACAGCCAACAGGACCUGCUCAUCCUCUGUGUGCGCCUCGCCGUGCUGCUCGCUGUGACUCUCACUGUGCCAGUUGUGCUGUUCCCUAUCCGCCGGGCUCUGCAGCAACUGCUCUUCCCAAGCAAAGCCUUCAGCUGGCCACGCCAUGUAGCCAUAGCCCUGAUCCUGCUUGUCUUGGUCAAUGUCCUCGUCAUCUGCGUGCCAACCAUCCGGGAUAUCUUUGGGGUUAUUGGGUCCACCUCAGCCCCCAGCCUCAUUUUCAUCCUUCCCAGCGUCUUCUACCUCCGCAUUGUACCCUCUGAGGUGGAGCCUCUCUACUCCUGGCCCAAGAUCCAGGCUCUGUGCUUUGGUGUCCUGGGGGUCCUCUUCAUGGCGAUCAGUCUAGGUUUCAUGUUUGCCAACUGGGCCACAGGCCAGAGCCAUGUAUCUGGACACUGACCAAGCCCUGCUCUGCCUGUGCCCCUGUGCGCAUGCACCUGUGCGUAUGGAGGAAGAUGGGGCUGCUCUCCCGGGUCCCUCCUGCCUGGGUGUGGAGGUGGCUGGUUCCCAUCAACAUGGCUGUUGGAGGUAGGGGGCCACAGAGGCUGCAGAAUGGUCCACUCCCCUCCUCCCCAGGGAUGCUGAGCUUGGAUCAUGGCCCCAACCCCAACCCCACGGGAGGAGGGGGAUGCCAGGUCCUUGGGGGAGCCCCUGCCCAGCCCAGUCGUUUCUGCCUCCUCCUGGCAGAAGCUGUUUGUCAGGAUCGCCCUGGAGCUAAAGGGGAAAAAUAAAGAUGCUCAAUUGCAA
Molecule: messenger RNA, 1910 nt
Organism: Phacochoerus africanus (Common warthog)
Lineage: Eukaryota; Metazoa; Chordata; Mammalia; Artiodactyla; Suidae
Gene: SLC38A5
Product: solute carrier family 38 member 5
Exons: 16
Coding region: 117-1562 (481 amino acids)
Biological process (GO): L-glutamine transport; serine transport; glycine transport
Molecular function (GO): glycine transmembrane transporter activity; L-glutamine transmembrane transporter activity
Source: RefSeq, a predicted model, not a curated record